UUCUUGAAAUAAUCCUGUCAUUUCUAUCGUGUGUUACCAAUCUAGUCUAAUAAGUUAAAUUAGUUGUUUGUGUAACCGAUGUGUGUUAGUCAACUUUCUGCGUCCACUCAAUAAGCGUGUGCCAAAUAGCCACUGUUACGCUUGGCUAGUUUGCGUGAUAGAAUUUUCUUGACUAAUGUUAGCUGACUGUUUCCCAUUGAAUAAUAUGCCAAGCUAGUUGAUUACGUUAAACAUGUACGUUCAGUUAACGAGCUGUUUAGUUACGUUAGCUCCAGUUAUUAACUAGUUCGCUCGUCAACCAAGAGCUUGGUUGGUUUCAUUUUGAUCUUUGUAGCUAACUGGCUAAUAGCCAGAGUGUGUGAUUAAUGACAAGGACGAGUUUGUCUUUAACCUAAACCUAACGACGAAUCUGAUGAGAUAACGAUGCUAAAUGGCAAAUGCAGGCCACGUUUUUGUUACGUGAACGGAACACUAGUCUGAACUAGCCUGUUAUUUUGGUGAAUUUUUGUUUUAAGAGUAGGUCACGUUUCCAUCUCCUGAGUGGGUCUGGUUGUCACGGAUCUUUGCUCAUAGCACAGAAAUGCUGGAUUUGGUGUCCAGUAUUAACACUGAUACUGAUAAAGAAGCUAACUACGUAGGCUUGCAUCAAGCCAACUCUGACAUAACAUCUACAAGCCAUGAUCGUAGCAGAACAUAACAUAUUCCAGAUAGGCCGUUAUCUCUUGAUAAUGAUUGGUCUUUAGCUAGUUAAGAAACAUGGUGAAGUAACUAUUACUUAACUUAUUUAGUCCGUCAGAUCAGCGCAAGUUAUCAAAUUGUGACGUAGCUAUUUUAUGACGUUUAUCUUGCCAUGUGUACAUGGUGCAGAGAAGAGUCUUGUGAGGCUCUCCAUUGAUGUGAUCGGGGACAGGGAGAAUACUGUGAAUAUAUGACGUUAAUUAGCCAGCAGGAGGACCAGGGGAGAGAAUGUUGAACAGUCCAGCCACAAGCUAACGCACUAGCCAGCAACAUUAUCUACUACACGGGCGUAGAAGGGUGACCUUUGUCAUUCGUUCAAAAGGAUUAUUAUUACUGCAGGAGUGUAGCGGGUGUGGCUCGCGCGAAGAAGACGGUCGGAAUGGAGAGCGAUUGUCGGAUCAUCAGCUGCCUCAGACCGCGAUUCCUGGCCUUGCACGCGCUCUUCUGGGGACUGAUAUCCCUCAGAGUGUUUGGUGCAGCUUUUCUGAGUGAAGAAAAGACUCCAGUGACUCAUGCCGUGACCAUGCCCUGCUGGCAGGUGGAGGAGUUUGUGGUAUCAGCAGAGUGCGCCCAGUGUAAUGCGUUCCAGUCGAAGACGUUGGCGGCCUGCAGCCCCACGGGAUUCGUGGAGAAAAUCAACUGUGCCAAGUCCACGAAGGACGAGUACAAGAGCUGCCGCUCCGCCCUCAUGGAGGAGAGACUCUUCUGGAAGUUUGAGGGCACCAUGGUGGGCCUGACCGUCCUCUUCGCCCUGGUGGUCGUCGCCCGGCAACGCUCAUUAGACCGCCUGGCGUCCGAAAAAGUCAGACGGCAGAUCGAGUCCAUCUAGCAUCCCCGCCCCCCCUCCCUCCCAAGGGAAGAUACGGGGUGGGGGAACUGCAUGACCUAAACCAGGCACACCUGCAAAAAAACAAAAUCUCAACCACACCCAAGAUCACAAGUGCUGCUUGUUUGACCACUCCUGGCUGUGGUCGGGGAGGAAGCCACACAUCAGUUAAAGGCGUACUGUUGAACCGUGAUCCUGUAAAAUACUCUACCGGAUUUUAAUUUUUUCAAUUAAUUUUUACAUUUUAUUAUCAAGGGCAGUUUGGAUUCUCUCUUCUGGAAAAAAUGUGAAGACAUAAAAGGUUAACAGGAGGUGUUCGUAUUAAUUAUAUAAUUUUUAUUAUUUAAUAUUGGGUCUGGAAUGCAUGAGGACAUCCCUACCCGCUCCCUGUCUUUACAGAUUCUGCAAGUCUGGUUUGGAGUUCAUCUACAACACAAAGUGGCGAUAACCAUAUUAUCAGUGAAUCGGUGAUGUAUUGUACUGGGCCUGCUGGUCAUGCAGAUGACUCAUGGACCGUUACCCCUGACCCCUGACGUCAGCCCAGGCUGGACAUGAAAAAGAUUAAAGUCGGGUCCUCUGGUUCGGGGGGAGCAUAAACGGUUAAUUGGCCUGCAGUUGGGGUAGGACAGUUGUGACCGCGGUGAUUUUUGACCGCGUGUUCUGCUGGACUCAAAAGUGGGAACGUCAGCUUGUUUGAUCGUCGCCCCCCAACUCCCACCCCCCCCCCCCCCCGUGCCCCAAGCUCCUCGUAAGGGCCAUUUCAGCUUAUGCCGCUAAGCCUGUUCUCGUGAUAAAUUUUUUUAAAAUGACUGUGAGGCCUGGUGUUACAUUCAGUGAAAUUUUUGGGUGGAUGUUAAAAGUGAAGCAUGUUUUGUAUAUAAGUGUAGAUAAGAAAACCUACCACUAAGUUCAUUAACCUUUUUUUGUAAUAUAUAAGCGUACGUUUUUAACAAAGUACCAUAGACUGCGAGAUUUGUACCUGGAGUGGAGAUGCGUACAUCUGAUUUUCAGUAGUCAAGCCUGUUUUCGGGAACAACCUGCGUUGAAAGGAUACGAGGCGUUUGGAGAUGGUCAGGCUUUUACAAUGGCGGUGUGCGGUGCUCCCGGUAUAGCCUCAGCCUUUGGAUUCAAACUGAGCGGACGGUUAAGAGACAAAGCACAACUCUGGACAUUACUCUUAAUUUCUGUACUAAUUGGUGCCGGGCUAACGGAGGCCGCAGCGCAGAGCUGUCGGUGUGCCGCGUAAACUUGGUGUUCUGGGUGCGGUCGUGCUGGAUGGGAACCGCGAGACCUGUAACGGGGUGGAGUAGUUCUCCAUUGUUUGCUGAAACCCAAGGUCAUGCUGAGUCUUGACUGGGGGGGGAGGAGUUUAUAUUCCCAGCAUGCUUCACUCUGCUGCUGUGUAUGUCAGAGACAGGGAUAUGCGCUUGAUGUGUUUUUCUAGCCAUUGGAACUUUGUGAUCAGGUCUUUCCUGAACAAAGAAAGUCGACAACCGAUUUUAAAUGCAGUGGGUAGUAAUGCUCGGAAAAAUUCCUAGUUUUUGUGACCGUUUGCCAUCGAUCGGUUCUCCUUUCACCAGCGAAUAGUUCAGAGGAGGUUUAUUGGUCAUCUGGACUGCAUGGCAUGUUUGUUUCAUGAGGACAAUUAAACAAAAAAAACGAAAAUUCCGGUUGUCAGUGUUACUCCAGUCUAAUGGUCUUAAGUAUUAAUAAAGAUGCUGUUUGCCUCAGAGAGAGACUCCAGUCAAAGAGCAUUUAUAGCACUGACUGUUUCUACUAAUGAAGACAGCUGUGUGUAUGCACUGAGUUAAGAUCAGCUUCAGCCAUUUAAAGCAAACGUUGCACAUAUCCCUAUGACAUCAUCUGUCUGAUCCCUAUGACAUCAUCAGUCAGAUCCCUGUGACAUCAUCCGCUUAACCCACACUUGAUCCUCAUUGUAUGAGGAUGGGUUGCGGUGCUCUCGACCAGUGUUCCUUCUCAGCUAAUCCUGGCGAUGUGAAGAUCUUCAUGUAAUGGGGAUCCCUCACUCCAUGUUUGUGUCCUACUGUAAGCCAAUCCAGGUUGAUUAAGGAUCUGUGAAUCUGUACAGCAGCUGGGGAGGUCAUUCUUUCAGUCAAAGAGAGACUGGAAUUUCCUGGUUCCGAACCUGGUCGAUCCAGUUUGUGGAUAAUGGUAGAUUGCAUGUCCAGUUGUGGAUACCCUUUUUUUUACCAUCCUGGAUUAAUGCUGUUGCAAAAGCAGAUUUGUGUUCUGUAUUUAUUGGGGGUUUGGUAGAAUUCCGUGUGUGUGUGUGUGUAUAUAUACCAGUGUUUUUAGCUUUGCUGCAGAGGAGUUGCUGGAUUGGCUGCUACUGCGAGUAUUACCUGGCAUGUAAAAUAACAGCAAAACUAGGACUGGGCGAUAUAUAUCGCAGUGAUAAUUAUCGCGUGCAAGAACGGUCGUCGCCACCGCGUGGUGUACCGCCUUUCUUUUUGUCUUUUUCUCUUUAAUUAUGCCUGACGCGAUAGCAAACAACCACGCUUUUGGAGGAGACUUUUGGAGUCACCUAUUGCUUGACCGUAAGACAGCCAGCAAGGCCUUGCAGCUUCCGCGCAAUUGGCAGAAACACAUCACAUGAUCACACGGAAGCUGUGCGACCUUGCUGCUGAUUGGCUGUCUUGGCUGUCAACACCCAGUAGGUAACAGCGGUUACGUUUUUCUCUGGAAGCAUUUUACACAGCCUCUUUAGUUGUUUAGUAACGCUUCAGGUAUAAUUAAAAAGAAGACAAAAGAAAGGUGAUACACUAUACGGUGGCGACGACCAUUAUUGCACGCGAUAAUUAUCACUACGAUAUAUCGCCCAGCCCUAAGCGAAACAUGUAAUUGUGUCAAGCUUGCUACCUUUUUUUGGGGGGGAGGGGGUAAACUACACGCCCCUGCAAAUAAUUUUAAAAGGUAACAUGCUUCUUGUAAGAAUUUGAACAGCUGAAGUUGCUAUAGUGUUCUGUUUCAGUGGCUGCCAAUAGCGUGCUGCUCCGGUGAUGCUCAAGUAUCCCCGCUGGUGGCCUGCCAGGCUGGGGGUUUUCAUUUGUUCUCUUCAGUCAGGGACUGAGGCAGAUCUUUGACCCCAUUUGAGUGGGGUCACUGACCAGUCUGUGAUAAGAAUCAAUUAACAUGCAUCAGUGUACUGUCUUGGUUCCCUUGCUCUUUGCCUUGGUCCUGUUGAGCCAAAGGAUCUGUCUCUCCGAUUGGUAUCUGCAACCCACUUAAUGAAUGAAUGCAUUUACUGCAAUCCUCCUCUUAAUAAAAUGGAGCCCAACUUAUGUUCAAAUAUGGAAUUAAAAUGUUUGCAUUUUUAAGUAGUGCUGUGCAUGUGAUGAGUACAGUAUUUAAUUCUGACUGCUAUGAAUGGUGAUGGAAUCUGUGAAACAAGGAGUCACCCCCCCCCCCCCCCAAAUAAAAGCCUCAUGACCAGCAGUGGGUGCCAAAAGCAUCUGUUGGCCCAAAGCGAGCACUUUGCGGGGGGCACUUCCAUUUUAGUCCUGCCGACAAAGUGAUGUUGCGUAAAAGGGUGUUGUAAAUGUUUACAGAAAGGCGAAUGUUAAUUUCUCACUUCUAUGGAGAGGGAGUGGCGUGGCAUUUCAGUGGUGGGUUGGGCUGUGCUGUGGUGCCUCAAUUUAAGAUGUAUAUCUGGAAUCAAAUUUGUCUUGAACUUGUCUUUUUUUUUUUUUUGCUUCCUGCCUCCUCUACUGUAAAUGUAUUUUUAUAAAACAAUGUGGGACUCAGCUUUCCUUUGACGGACAAAGGAAAUGCUGCAAUGAAAGAGACUCAAUCUUA
Molecule: messenger RNA, 5380 nt
Organism: Anguilla rostrata (American eel)
Lineage: Eukaryota; Metazoa; Chordata; Actinopteri; Anguilliformes; Anguillidae
Gene: jtb
Product: jumping translocation breakpoint
Exons: 6
Coding region: 1118-1567 (149 amino acids)
Biological process (GO): mitotic cytokinesis
Cellular component (GO): spindle; membrane; midbody
Source: RefSeq, a predicted model, not a curated record